This is a messenger RNA of Patella vulgata (common limpet), 1565 nucleotides long. Its product is annotated as programmed cell death protein 5. Gene Ontology annotation, molecular function: DNA binding. Lineage: Eukaryota; Metazoa; Mollusca; Gastropoda; Patellidae. Gene Ontology annotation, cellular component: nucleus; cytosol. The record is from RefSeq and is a predicted model, not a curated record. The transcript has 5 exons. The coding region runs from base 65 to 448 and encodes 127 amino acids.
CUCACAUCUAAGUUGGUAUUCUAGAAUUUUUAUAUUACCAUACUGCAAACAAUCAUCAAACAACAUGGACGACGAAUUGGAAGCUAUUAAAGCACGCCGCAUGGCAGAAUUACAGCAACAGUAUGGGGCUGGUGGUGGAGGUCCAUCGGCUGAAGAGCAGCAAGAAAGACAGAGACAACAGACCGAUAUGAAAAACAGCAUCCUAAGUCAAGUUUUAGAUCAAUCGGCUCGUACUAGAUUAAAUACAAUAGCUGUAGCAAAACCUGAAAAAGCUAAAAUGGUAGAAAGUAUGUUAGUUCAAAUGGCUAGAACAGGCCAAAUUCAAAAUAAGUUAGGUGAAGAUCAGUUAAUAGGACUUUUAGCCCGUGUUAGUGAACAAACACAGAAUAAAACCACUGUUAAGUUUGACAGAAGAAGAAUGCGCCUGGAUGACUCAGAUGAGGAUUAAAUUGAAGUUUUAAAUUAUGAAAAAAAAAAAUGUUGAAAAAGAACAGUGAAAUGAAAAAGAUCAAAAUGGGAGGAUAAAGAACUGUUUUUGCUUAUAUUAAGUACCAAAGCCAGUUCAAUUUGAAUGUAUGAUUUGCUUUUUUUAAAGAUAUGUACAAUUGAUUCAUUAAUACACAUCCAAUAUAGAGAAUUUAUUAUCCCAACAAACCUUGAAGACUUCAUCAUACAUUGUUUACUUUAAUAUUCUCAUCGAAAAAGUUUGUCAGUUGGACUACCAUAUUUACCAAGACAAGUGGUGUAUUGUGCAUGAUUUUGUGAUUCAAGGUGUAUCAUAUUUGCCUUAUGCUAAGCAAAUACAUGCUGGAUAUAGUCAGCUAAAAUAUUAUUUGUUUUGUGUUAACCCUUUUUAUGAAAAUUAUAUACAAACUUUGUGGUAUCUGUCAAGAAGUGAAAUUCAAAAACCGUCAGUAUAACUAAGAUACCUUUCUUUGUCAUGCCAAGAGUGACAAUAUAAUGGAGAUAUCUAUACCGUUGGUAUUGCGUAAUUUACUCAUACAUCGAUAUGUAUGAAUAGAAGUAUGUAAAUCUGUGUUACCCUUUUAAGUAUUCACCAAAAACAACAACCAUUUUAGAAGAUUAAUUACAUGAUAUUUGGUUAAAAUGAAUAUACUCCAUGUCCAUUGUAAUCAUUCUUUGGUCUUUAUAUAAUAAAAAAUUCUUUUAUUAAACUGUCAGAACACCCUCAAAGUCCCCAUAAGCACAGAGCAACACAUGUGUUAGUUUCCCUGUAAAAGAUUAAUAGAACAACAUAAAGAUUAAUUUUAAUGACAGGUCUGCUAUGUUUGAGGUUUGGAGGUGCAUGUAUCUUAAGCAAAAUGAAAUAGGAAAGGUCUACCAUUGAUAUUCCUGUGUUAGGAUACAAGGGUCAUUGAUGGGUUAGGUUGCAUCUGUGGUGAGAAUCUGAAAUCACUCUUAAAUAAUUAUGGAAAAAUGUGGGUAAAAAUGUUUCAAUAUUUAAUUUAGCUAUAUACCGGUACAUUUAUAACCUUCCAUUAAAAUCCUGAUAUUCUGUAUUUAUAUAUGUAUAAAAUAUCUCUCAAUAAAAUGUUUUUAUUUAG